AUGAAGAAUCUCACGAUCGUUGACCUACAGUGUGAUGGCCCUGACAUUGUGUUUCUCUCCACUUCGCGCCGCACAGUCUUACGUCGAGGCAACGUGGUCAUCAAAUCCGGAUCCAGCGUCAGAAGGGAGGAGGCGGAUACUCUUCGCUUUGUUCGCCAGAAUACGUCGGUGCCUGUGCCAGAGGUAUAUGACGACUAUCCUCAAUCCGACGGUACUCACGUCAUUGUCAUGGAAUACGUCGAGGGCGAACCACUGUCCGAACUAUGGCCGACCCUCUCAAACGAGGAAAAACUGGAAAUUAGCGGACAGCUACGAGAGAUCCUCGGUAAUCUACGAGAGAAGCGAGGCAAUUAUAUAGGAGGUAUCGGAGGCACUGCUGCGGUUGACUCUCGGAAAACCACCCUCGUCGGUGGUCCUUUUGCGACUGAAAUGCAAUUCAACGACUUCCUCCAGUCUGAUCUCAUCAAGGCGGCACAGCGCAGAUUUUCCUCGACCUUCUCUAAAGUUAUGACAUCGACCCACAAGAUCCUGCUCACCCAUGGCGACAUCAAUCCACGGAACAUCAUCAUUCACAACCGCCGGAUCACCGCCGUUCUGGACUGGGAGAACGCCGGCUGGUAUCCAGAAUAUUGGGAGUACGUGAAAUUCUUCAGCGCUUUGGAUGAUUCGGACUGGGAGACCUAUACCAAGCACAUCUUCCCUCAGACGUACCCGCAAGAACUUGUAAACGACCUUCUCCUGGGCCAGCUGCUCCGUCACUGA
This is a messenger RNA of Fonsecaea nubica, 762 nucleotides long. RefSeq lists its product as hypothetical. Lineage: Eukaryota; Fungi; Ascomycota; Eurotiomycetes; Chaetothyriales; Herpotrichiellaceae. The coding region runs from base 1 to 762 and encodes 253 amino acids. The record is from RefSeq and is a predicted model, not a curated record. The transcript has a single exon.